Thamnophis elegans (Western terrestrial garter snake) is the source of this 6388-nucleotide messenger RNA. It is a transcript of the gene CPSF6, whose product is annotated as cleavage and polyadenylation specific factor 6. The record is from RefSeq and is a predicted model, not a curated record. NCBI's taxonomy places the organism in Eukaryota, Metazoa, Chordata, Lepidosauria, Squamata, Natricidae. Gene Ontology annotation, molecular function: mRNA binding. Bases 92 to 1843 code for a protein of 583 amino acids. Gene Ontology annotation, cellular component: mRNA cleavage and polyadenylation specificity factor complex. The transcript is spliced from 11 exons. Gene Ontology annotation, biological process: mRNA alternative polyadenylation.
CUAACUCCCCCCCCCCUCUCCGGCGGUGGCUGGCUGCGGCAGCUGUAGAGCCAGGCUGGGCCGGCGGAGGCGAAGGGAGCAGCCGUGCAACAUGGCGGACGGCGUGGACCACAUAGACAUUUACGCCGAUGUAGGAGAGGAGUUUAACCAGGAAGCUGAAUAUGGUGGGCAUGAUCAGAUAGAUCUGUAUGACGAUGUCAUCUCUCCAUCUGCCAAUAACGGCGAUGCACCAGAGGAUCGUGAUUAUAUGGACUCUCUUCCACCAUCUGUUGGAGAUGAUGUGGGCAAAGGAUCAGCACCAAAUGUUGUCUAUACAUAUACAGGGAAGAGAAUUGCAUUAUAUAUUGGGAAUCUUACUUGGUGGACCACAGAUGAAGAUUUAACUGAAGCAGUUCAUUCACUUGGUGUAAAUGAUGUUUUGGAGAUAAAAUUUUUUGAAAACCGUGCUAAUGGCCAAUCUAAGGGAUUUGCUCUUGUGGGUGUGGGAUCUGAGGCAUCUUCCAAAAAGCUGAUGGACCUGUUGCCCAAAAGAGAGUUACAUGGUCAAAAUCCUGUUGUAACUCCUUGUAAUAAGCAAUUUCUCAGUCAAUUUGAACUGCAAUCGAGAAAAACUACACAAUCAGGCCAGAUGUCUGGUGAAGGCAAAGCUGGUCCCCCAGGAGGCAGUUCACGAGCAACUUUUCCUCCAAGUAACAGAGGGAGGGGCCGUUUUCCAGGUGCCCUUCCUGGAGGGGACAGAUUUCCAGGACCAGCUGGACCCGGAGGGCCCCCUCCACCUUUUCCAGCUGGACAGACUCCUCCACGUCCACCUCUAGGUCCUCCGGGCCCACCAGGCCCACCAGGUCCUCCUCCACCUGGCCAGGUUCUGCCUCCUCCACUAACUGGUCCUCCUAAUCGUGGUGACCGUCCCCCUCCUCCAGUUCUGUUUCCAGGACAACCGUUUGGCCAACCUCCAUUGGGUCCACUUCCGCCUGGUCCUCCACCUCCAGUACCUGGCUAUGGUCCUCCACCAGGUCCUCCUCCCCCACAGCAAGGUCCUCCACCACCUCCAGGUCCUUUCCCCCCUCGUCCACCUGGUCCUUUAGGACCACCCCUUACACUGGCUCCUCCUCCUCACUUACCUGGACCACCACCAGGUGCUCCCCCUCCUGCCCCACACGUGAAUCCAGCUUUCUUCCCCCCACCAGCCAAUAGUGGCAUACCUACAUCAGACAGUCGUGGUCCACCACCUUCAGACCCAUAUGGCCGACCUCCACCAUAUGACAGAGGUGAUUAUGGGCCACCAGGCAGGCGUUUCACUGGAAAUAACAUGUCCAUAAGAGAACAAUUACAUAUGCCAUUGUAUUGGAGACAAACGAAAAAUAAUACUCAAAACGCAGGGAGAGAAAUAGAUGCUGCAAGGACACCAUUAAGUGAAGCAGAAUUUGAAGAAAUUAUGAAUAGAAAUAGGGCUAUCUCUAGCAGUGCCAUUUCAAGAGCUGUAUCAGAUGCAAGUGCUGCGGAAUAUGGAAGUGCUAUAGAAACCUUGGUGACUGCAAUUUCAUUAAUUAAACAGUCCAAAGUAUCUGCAGAUGAUCGCUGCAAAGUACUUAUUAGCUCUCUGCAAGAUUGUCUUCAUGGGAUUGAAUCAAAGUCUUACGGUUCUGGGUCAAGAAGACGUGAACGGUCAAGGGAGAGAGACCAUAGUAGAUCAAGAGAGAAAAGUCGGCGCCAUAAAUCUCGUAGCAGAGAUCGCCAUGAUGAUUAUUACCGGGAAAGAAGCCGUGAACGUGAGAGGCAUCGUGACCGUGAUAGAGACCGUGAUAGAGAGCGUGAUAGAGAACGAGAAUAUCGUCAUCGUUAAAAGCUGAAGGAAGAGGAGCACCUCGCCAGAAAAGAAAUGUAACUUCGUGGAAAGAGGCUUGUCCAGCAGUUUGCUUCUUGUGAUCGAACAGAGCUGUAAAGGAUUCAUGGAUAAAUUGAACAGGAAUAGAUCUGAAUAAAGCAAAUCUGCAUAUAUGGUAACCAGUAGCUCUCUUACUUUUUAUGUUGCUUAGCUGUUUUUAUUUGAAGGAACCUGUGUGAUUUAAAACAUGUAGCUUUUUGCAACUAUUACUGGUUAUAUAUAUAUAUAUUUGACAAUUAAAAUGUGCAGGCAAUUGGAAAAAAAGUCAAGUAAAUGCUUGUUUUUAUAGUAGUUGGUUCUUGUUUAAAUGUUCUAGAUAAUGUCUGUAAAGCGCACCAAUUUGAUUAUAAUAGAUGUAGUGUUGUAAUAAACUGUUUGAUGGGGCUGAUGUGUAAAUCUGUUCGAGUUAUUUGAUGUUUACACCUCAGGGAGCGUCUUGUGUUCAGCAAUAUUUAAUGGUGUUAAAUGUCUCUAACAAAAUGCAUAUUUUUUACAAAUGCAUCAAUUUAUUGUAUUUGAUGAACUUUAUGAUGAAACUAGAAUAGAAAUCACAUUAUUAGUUUACAGCCAGUUUUACAUAGAUGGUUUUGAACAUGCCUAAAAGUAUACCAAAAAAUUAGUGUUUCUGAUCCUUGUAGAUUGAAAUUCCAAUGGAGAAGACUUUAAAGUUAAAGUGUACAAAAGACUUCUGUUGUAAUAUACAGAACUAAAUACCCCAUAUUUAUUUAUAAAAUGUUAGAAAACAACAUUGGGCAUUUUCAGAUGAUGGUCAUUCUUUAUUUUUUUGUUAUAUCCUAUUUCCAAAUACUCUUGAUAGUGUAUCCAUAGACACACAGUUGUACACAGUAGGUACAAAAGAGUUCCCUAGAAACAACAACUUGAAAAAUAAAAAUCCCAGAAGUUUCUUUACACAAUAAAAUAUAGUUUGCCCUAAUAAGUAGAUGUAAAUCUGAUGUAUUCCAGAUUCAACAGUAGAUUUAUAGUAAUGCUCAGCAAUGUUUGUUGAUAAAAACAGACUUCUCAGAUUCUUACUUGUACCUGCCUAAUUUCUUCUUUCAAAGCUGUCAACAUUUUAAAUGUUUACUAUUUCCCCAAAUUUACGGCAAUUGGUUUCUGAAUUAAUGAAAAUCAUUUUUAAUAUUUAAUCAAUAUCUUAGUAAAUUGGAUUAUAAAUUUGUUGAGAUAUGAAAUUAAAUACACCAUAUAUAUUCUGCAAUUAUAAUGAUAAAAACCAUGAUCAGUCUUGAGUUUUUUAAUUAAUAUUAUAAUCUACAGUUUUUAAGAUAAGUGAAGCAUACAUAGUAAAAUAUAUGUGUGUUUCAGUUAUAUACAUAAGGUAUUAUCUGGAUCUUUGUUUCAGUUUACCCAGGAGUAAAACCCUUUGAAAGUGGAAUUACAUUUAAGUAAAUAUGCAUGCUAGUAUAUAUUCACUCAUUAUUAGCUGCACAUGGAAACACUCAAAUUACUAUACUGGUUCUGUUCAUAAUCCUACUCAGAGUAGAAAUAAAAUAUCUGUCUAUGACGGUUAUCCAAUAUGACUUAAUUUACAUUGUUAUAAAAGUCAGUUUAUCAAAUGCUUAACUGAGUCAGUGCAACUUAACCUAUUGUAUAGACUUGUCUGUUUCAAAUUAAUUUUUAGUUGUUAAUAACUGGAGUGGUAUGAAUAUGUUAAUGUUCACUGAAAAGAUUUUUAUAAUGGCUCCCUUUAUCAUUUUUGUACAUUGGACAUUCUUAUGAUUCAUUCUUGGUUUGUUUUCUUGAUCUAACACAUUUUUAUGUGAAAUUGGCUUCUGUUAAGCAUAUUAUUAUGAUCAGUUUACCUAAUUAGUAUGUGGAAAUGUUAAUAUUACUUUCGAUUUAGCUUCCAAUUUCAUUGUGUGUGUGCGUGUGUAUGAGUGCGUGUGUGUAUAUAUGUAUAAAUAAAUAGGUAGUUCAGAAGUAAACAUUGAUUGAAGUAAAAUAUUGAGAUGUUUGGGUCCAUGUACUCUUUUUAUUUAAAAGUUAUACUUAAGGUUUUGAGUUGUUUCCUUUGUGCAGGGCUGAAUAGGUAUAUAAUCAAAAACGGGGAAAUUGCUCACAUACUUGGAAUGGCUUGUUUAUGUAGGGUGGUUGUCGUUGCCCUAAGAAUUCCAGUCAGUAAUGCAUUUUUAAUUAGCUAGAAUGUGCACAAAGAAUCUGGACUAAAAACUGGAAAAAGCAAAAGCUGAAGAAACAGCCAGGUAAGUUAGAUAUGCAUCAUGGAUACAUUUUAUUUGGAAAACUUAGUAUCCAAGAACCAAAAUGAAAAUAAUUUAAAAUUAUAACUUACUUUAGUGUAACUUUUUACAGUUUAAAAAUAGCGUUAUUGCUGUAUAUAGAUUAUUUUAUGUUUUCUUCUCAAGAUUUCCAUUGCUGGCAGUGGAUUUGCCAAAAAUCAAAGUAUGAAUGGGUUUUUUAAAAUAACUUUUUAUAUAUGUAGUGUGAAAGUUUCUGAUGUGUGGUAGUAAAUUGUAGGUAAAAAUUAUUUUCCAAUCUGAAUUAUUAAUUUCAAUUAACAUUUAAAGAAUUCCAAAGAUUUUAAGACAAAUGAAGGCAUUCCAGUUGUGAUAUGUCUGUGAGCAAACUCAGGAUAUAUUAUUGUGAAUACUCACAAGACAGUAACAAAAAUCUGGAUAUUUUCUAGGCUUCUACUGAAAUUUGUUUGGAUUUCUGUAUUUAUUCUGUUUCUGACAGGAAAAUGUAUCCAAGUAGGUACUUGAUGUUCUGUAUAUAGAUAUUCGUCGAUUAAAAAGAGGUAUUUUAUGUUUUUAUCAAUAUAAAUUAAAAGCAAAACACAGACUUAAAUUAAUUAAUGUCUCCUUAGGUAUGUCAGCAUCUACCUGUAAUGUCACUGUCACGUUUCUUAAUGUGCAUAGUUGCAGCAGGUGGUACUCUUGGAACUAAUUUGAACUUAAGCCAGAACAGCGAAUUUAUUAAUUGGAUAGAUUUUCUCUCAAUGUAUUGAGUUAAUACAUAUAGCUGGAUAACUUUGUUUUUAGAAUAAGUUUUCAAAUUGCAUACUAAGCAGAUAUGCACUCUUUUUUGUCAUAUUUAAAAUCUUGCCCAUUACCUAUCAUGUGUCUCUCCAAUAACCUGAUUGCAAAUACUGCAGUGGGAAUGCAAUCCAUGUUACCUAUGUUUAGAUUUCUUAAUUAAUUUUACAGUGAAAAUCCUGGUUAGUUUUGAGAUUGUGUGUGCUUGACUGCUUUUGAUUAUUCCUGGAUUAUUUGGUUGUCAAAUAUGAACUGCAGAUUUUAAAUGUAUAUAAUGACUUCAGUUUUAAGAACUCUUUUGUAAAUACAAUAUUGGAUAGUGGUUAGAUUCUCACUCCAGCUUACUACUAAUUUUUAUAUGUAGGGUCUUAUUCACAUUGUUUACUUGUUUGAUGUAAGAUUUCACAGCCUUAAAAUGCAGCUUUUAAUGUAAAAGCAUUAAACAUAUUCUGUAAAAUGUGCAUACUUCAACUGUUUGUCAAUCUUAAAAAUCUGAGAAAUAGGGAAAAUUGUGUUAAUGAAAAUAACAUUUUCAUCUGAGCAAGAAAGAAUAGUAGGAAUUUAUUUAACAACCAGAUAGUUAAUCUGAGAACAAGGUGUUUUAAAAAGCACAUUAGAAAUAUUUUAUAUAAGAAACUGAUACUCCUUAUGUAUGUGUACAUACUAUGCCAUCAGCAAACAUACACAUGCUUAUGCAAACUAUUAAUACAUUUUCAUUUCCAUCAAAUAUUGCUUUCUUUCUUUGCAGCUGUAAAUUAUUAGUUUAAAUAAAAAUAAUGCCACAGUAUCCAUAUUACAAAUGUAGAUUAUUUCAAGCUUUUGGGGUACAGUUUUUUAAAUCAAAAGCCACUUUUGAGAAGACAUUCUCUAGAAUACAACAUGGGACUGCAGCAGGGCAAAAUGAAAGAAUGUUGUAAGGUCAUACUAUAUAAGCAGUAACAUUUCUGUUUUCAUACAUUUCUAGUCCAACUCUGCUGAGAUCCAAAAAUGCAAUAAACAUGGAACUCUGCCACACUUUGGAUUUAGAAGCAAAAUAGUGCUUCAGAUCAUGCAGACACACAAAUGUAAUGCCUAUCUGCAACACCUUAAAUAAGUAUUUUCUGAAUUCGUACACCUGCAUCAUGACGUUGGGAAAAGAGCAUAACUACUUUGAAGCAAAACCAACUGAUAUGUUUGCCCCUUAUAUACUCUGAUUACUUUUUUGCCUUUGAAUUUGAAGUGUUGCAGAACCGUGCUUUCUCCAUGGAGAAUGACAUCUUUUUCUACAUUGUAUUAAACUUUGGGUAUUAAAUGAUUUUACAAUUUUCUCCAACUCUGAGACAAUUUAUCAUUGUAGUUAUUGAGAAUCUUGUUAGGCAAAAUUUUUAGAAGCUUCCACAAAAUGUCAAAUUAAUCAGCAUUUAGAGUAGGAUGUUCUAUAUAAAGGGGUGGGGAGAUGAAAGCUAAUCGCCUUAUUGACAGGUUAUUGGAAAGAGACUACUGAUGGUGGAAA